AUGUGCUUGGCUUGUAGGCAGUUACGACCUGUUGGUGCGGGAUACUUCCAAGCAGGCACGAAUCUGAGUGUAGCGGAUGAGUGGAGAGAGCGGAUGGAAGAUUUGUUCCAGUCGCUUCGGUGUCCCGACCAGUAUUGGGAGCUGAACGCAGAGUUCAGUCGGCUUGUGGUGUAUACAGGUCGGGCUUUGGAAUCAGAGUCGACUCAGGAAAAGUAUGCUCUUGAAGUGCUGAAGCAUUUCAACAUGGAGAAGUGCAAUGUAGUCUACAAUCCAAUGGUGCCUAGAAGUAAACUUGAUGUGGAUGAAGAAGGAGAGAAGGUAGAUGAUACUCUCUACAAACAGAUAAUUGGAAGUCUCAUGUAUCUCACCACCACGAGACCUAAUAUGCAAUUCACUAUAAGUCUUUUAAGUCGGUACAUGGCUAAGCCUACUCAAUUACAUCUGCAAGCAGCUAAGAGAGUACUGAGAAACUUGAGAGGUACUAUGGAUUAUGGAAUUUGGUACAAACAGGAAGGAACUGGAGAGGUUUGGGUUUACACUGCUAGUAAUUUUGCUGGAGAUGCCGACAGUAGAAAGAGCACAUCAGAUGAAGCAGUUGUUGCUUGGUUGUCAAAGAAACAACCUAUCAUUACACUCUUUACAACUGAAGCAGAGUAUGUAACAACAUCAGUAUGUGCGUGCCAAGCUAUUUGGUUCAAGAGGGUCUUUAAGGAAGUGGAAUAUGGAGAAGAAAGCACUAUCAUCAUGUAUGAAAACACGUCGACGAUCAAGUUAUCGAAAUAUCCAGUCUUUUAUUGA
Molecule: messenger RNA, 798 nt
Organism: Camelina sativa (false flax)
Lineage: Eukaryota; Viridiplantae; Streptophyta; Magnoliopsida; Brassicales; Brassicaceae
Product: secreted RxLR effector protein 161-like
Source: RefSeq, a predicted model, not a curated record